This is a messenger RNA of Jatropha curcas, 1793 nucleotides long. RefSeq names its product flavin-containing monooxygenase FMO GS-OX-like 4. The record is from RefSeq and is a predicted model, not a curated record. NCBI's taxonomy places the organism in Eukaryota, Viridiplantae, Streptophyta, Magnoliopsida, Malpighiales, Euphorbiaceae. Gene Ontology annotation, molecular function: N,N-dimethylaniline monooxygenase activity; flavin adenine dinucleotide binding; NADP binding.
GUAACUGGGUUCAUAUAUUUCUGAAGCCAAACCAAUGGCCACAAACCCGUUAGUCAUAUCACCAAAAAUAACCAAACCGUCCAUAUAUCCUCGGAAUCAAGAUUAUGCCGGUAAUCAAUGACCAACAGAACCCCGAUCGUACAUCAAGUCAAAUGCUCACUCCUAUGACAAUCAACCGUUUAUCAUUGCCAACUCCUUUCAACUCCAGCGACGUGGCGGUGAUCGGCGCCGGAGCUGCCGGCCUUGUCGCUGCUCGUGAGCUCCAUCAGGAAGGCCACAAGGUUAUAGUCUUCGAACGAAAUGCCCAAAUCGGCGGCACCUGGGUCUACGAUUCCCGGGUCGAAACAGACCCUUUAGGCCUCGAUCCGACCCGAACCAUAAUCCACUCAAGCAUUUACAGCUCUCUCCGCACCAACCUCUCCAGAGAAGUGAUGGGUUUCAGAGUUUAUCCGUUUAUACCAAAAAACGACAAAACGAGAGACCCGAGAAGGUAUCCGGGUCAUAGAGAGGUGUUGCUCUAUUUGCAAGAUUUUGCGAGGGAGUUUGAGAUUGAAGAGAUGAUGAGGUUUGAGACUGAGGUGGUUCAUGUUGGGUUAGUGGAGAAUAGUUAUAAGUGGAAAGUGAGGUCUAAAAAGAAGAGAGAUGACAAAGAUAUUGACUUUGAUUUUAAUGAAGAUAUUUUUGAUGCCGUUGUGGUUUGUAAUGGUCAUUAUACUCAACCUCGUAUUGCUGAAAUAAUACCAGGCAUAAAUUCUUGGCCAGGGAAGCAAAUGCAUAGCCACAAUUACCGAGUUCCUGACCCAUUCCAAGAUCAAGUAGUAAUUUUGAUUGGAAGUUCAGCAAGUGCUGCUGAUAUAUCAAGGGAAAUUGCUGGGUUUGCCAAAGAGGUUCAUGUUACGUCAAGAUCAGUUGCAAAUGAAACAUAUGAAGCACAGCCUGGAUAUGAUAAUUUGUGGCUUCAUUCUAUGAUAGAAAGUGUUCAUGAAGAUGGUUCUGUGGUAUUCCGAAAUGGGAGAGUUGUCCUAGCUGACAUCAUUCUACAUUGCACCGGGUACAAGUAUCACUUCCCUUUUCUUGAAACCAAUGGCAUUGUGACGGUGGAUGAUAAUCGUGUGGGGCCAUUAUACCAGCAUGUCUUCCCACCAGCUCUGGCUCCAUGGCUUUCAUUUGUUGGGUUACCAUGGAAGGUUGCUCCUUUCCCAUUGUGUGAGUUUCAAAGCAAAUGGAUUGCUGGUGUUUUAUCAGGUAGGAUUGGAAUUCCAUCAAAAGAAGAGAUGAUGGAAGCUAUUGAAACCUUUUAUAUGUCUCUUGAAGCUUCAAAUGUUCCAAAAAGAUACACCCAUCGCAUGGGUGAAUCUCAAUUUGAGUAUAACAAUUGGCUAGCUGGACAAUGCGGGUGUGAAGCGUAUGAGGAAUGGAGAAAGCAAAUGUAUAAUGCAAGUAGCAUCGGCAAGCGUCAACUUCCAGAGACAUAUCGUGAUGAAUUGAUGAUAGAUGACUGCUUGAUCGAGGAAGCUAAUCAGGACUUCGCUAAAUACAUUCAAAAGGACCUGACCUCUAAAUAAAGCCGUUACCAUUUCUUUUUACAUUCAAAAUUCGACCUGUGUUGUUGUAAUUUUAAUCAAGAUGAAGAGUUGAAGAUACUUAUUUAUUUUCAGAGAUUUGAGUAAAAUUGUAAUGUUAUGAAGUACAAAGAUGAAGACUGGAAUAUGAUUAAAAAAAAGUAAACUCUUUCUGUAUUGUUCUGAGCCCUUUCUUUAAAAAAAGAAAAGGACAAAUUGCUGUUCCGCUUA